Aphanomyces invadans is the source of this 2564-nucleotide messenger RNA. Its product is annotated as AGC/PDK1 protein kinase. The record is from RefSeq and is a predicted model, not a curated record. Gene Ontology annotation, biological process: peptidyl-serine phosphorylation; signal transduction. Gene Ontology annotation, cellular component: cAMP-dependent protein kinase complex. Gene Ontology annotation, molecular function: cAMP-dependent protein kinase activity; ATP binding. NCBI's taxonomy places the organism in Eukaryota, Oomycota, Saprolegniomycetes, Saprolegniales, Verrucalvaceae. The transcript is spliced from 11 exons. The coding region runs from base 31 to 2076 and encodes 681 amino acids.
GGCUUCGCAGAACCUGCAACACGGUGGACGAUGACAUCGGUGAAGGAGCGAAGGACCAAGCCGAGUGCGACCGAGUUCACGUUCGGUCGAGAGCUCGGCCAAGGCAAUUUCUCCCGUGUGUUCCUCGCCACUCACAAAGCGACCAAGGAAGUCUUCGCUGUCAAGAUGAUCGAGAAAGCGCGCAUCAUGCGCAUGAAAAUUCGACAUCCGAACAUCUUCAACGAAGUCAACAUGGAGAAAACCGUGCUCAACAUGCUUCGCCAUCCCAAUGUCGUCCGAAUGUACCAUACAUUUCAAGACGCGGCAAAUCUGUACUUUCUCAUGGAAUACGUUUCGAAUGGCGAGUUGUGGGAUGUUCUCCAACUUCAAGGCAAGCAAAUUGGAUGCACGGAAGGACUUGCGCAGUUCUACGGCGCCGACAUCGUCAACGCACUCGAAUACAUGGCGUCUCGACAUAUUGUCCAUCGAGACCUCAAGCCGGAAAAUAUGAUCGUUGCCAAAGACGACGGACACAUCCGGCUUGUGGAUUUUGGCACGGCCAAAAAUUUGUCGGACAUCUCGCUUAACGGGCCAAACUUUGUUGGGACCCCAGAGUACAUGUCCCCCGAGACAAUCGACAACAAGUCCGUCGAUUGCAAAAGCGAUCUGUGGUCCUUGGGAUGCAUCUUGUACCAACUCCUGGCGGGCGAAACGCCAUUUCAAGGGGGCAGCGCCUACCUCACCUUUCUCAAGGUCAAGGCAGGAACAUUUGAUUUUCCAGAGUUCUUUUCGGACGCAGCCAAGGACCUCAUCGCGCAAUUGCUGCAAACCCAGCCACAAGCGCGCCCUUCGUUUGACGCUAUCAAAGCGCACCCGUUCUUUCAUGGCGUUGACUUUGCCCACCACAUGAAUGCUACCGCGCCUGAACCGACACCAGACGAUCGGUUUGUUGUACAAACUGCCCAAGCGAUUGCUGCCUACGUCGCGGGGUCAUCGGGACCCCGUCCUGAUGUCCUCGCCACUGCCGCGAAUCUCCAACCCUCCACUAAAAGCCGCCUGAUGCAUGUCCUUCGCCGCAUGCGGCUUCUAGACCACCAUUUUGUGUACCCAGCGUUUUCUCAACAAGGCCCUGCCGCAGGACGAUGCCACUAUGCCACGCGGCGAGGAUACAUUGGGUUUGAGCAUUCGGUGCACAACCAGUGGGGCAAGCCUUAUCGCUUUGUUCAUAUUUCUGGACCUGCCCUGGGACUCUUGCAUGGCGAUGGGGUUCACGACGACGCCGACUCGUCUUGGCGUCGUCAACUCGAAGACUUUGAGCAAGUUCUGAUGGCGAUCAACGAGCUGCACCCCGUGUUUGUUGUGUUGUCCGGGAACAUGACGACGAACGACGCGGCUGUUGAUGCAAAGGAUACUGAGACCCGAGCUCAAACGAUCGCUGCCUUCCAAGAAGUCGUGAAUAGAGCGCUGGACCCCACGAUUCGAGUGGUGUUUGUGCCCGGCGAAGGGACCUCCGACCAGUCGGCCCCAUUCGGUGACGACUUCUACAGCUUUUGGGUCGGCGGAGUCAAGUACAUCGUGUUGAACUCCGCGUUGUUUAUACAAUCUGAGAGCACGUUGGAGCGAUCGCUGGCCCAAGACAAAUGGCUGCAAGCUGAACUGGAGCAUGGUUCCUUGUGCGCCCACCACGUGUGUGUGUUUUCCCACCACCCGUUCUUCGUGGAAGCAAUCGAUGAGCCGACGCGAAUCGAUCGAGAUACCGCUCUUGUCUCCGACAACAACGAGCCGUUGAUGUCGUGGAAUGUUGGAGCUCAGACACGUCUGCCGUACGUGAAAAUGCUUGCUGAAGCCAAAGUGCGGGGGCUUUUCAGCAGCAACUUUCCCUCAACCCAUGUUGGCACCGUGAUCUGGCCGACGAAGGAGCCCAGCGACGACACUGCUGCGGACGAAGAAAGGGACAGUUCACUUGUCUGCACUGUCGCCGUGACCAAUACAUUCGCGUCGGCCCCAUCGUCGAUCCCCACGACGAAGCGCGUGUUUCACCUUGUUCAUGUAGAACAAACGGGAUUUCAAGUCCACGCGCAUCCCGUCGGCGUAUAGUCGAAGACACAAUGUACAAAUACGUCUCAACCUUGAUACACAUCACAUCAUGCCACGCUCUUCGUCGUCCUUGAGCUCUUCAUCGUCGUCGUGCAUGAGAUGUGCCAUCUCAACGUUGGCCAUUUCUAUCUCGCGGUGCUUGUUGAGGACGUACGAAACGCGCUUGAAAUGCGCCAGCCGCAUCGCGACUGCGUGCUUGUGGGACGCGGCUUUGCUGAUGCGCCGGCGCUGCCACGUGAUGAGGACAAGGAGGCCCACCAGGACACACAGAACAAAUCCUACGCUACGAAAGGCCAACAUUCGCGAGUGCUCUUCAUGCGCCAACAUCAUGCUCUCCGCCGCGGCGCGCUCCUCAAUGUUCAGCGUUGUCUUUGGGUCCAUGAUGCACUCGGCUAUUGGGACAAGGUCAACAGGCGAAAGAUUUCCUCCCACGUCAACUAUCCGUAUACAUCCGGAUAUUUUGGAUGAAUGUCGAAGCCAGCGACGGA